GUCAUGGCAACUAUUGAAUGGUUUACAAAUGGCGGCCAAUUGACCAGGAGUUUAGAAGUGUCCUUUGAUUUUUGCUUAUUUUGACUUAGAUACUAAGAAUACACAAUCACAAUGUCUGUGGAUUUGGAAGAAUAUUUCAAGACGACCUUCGAGGAUACCCUCGUGGUCAAAAUGCCUGAGCGGGAAGAUGAUCACUUGACACCUGCAACAAGACUUUUGGAGAAAAGAAGAGAAAUGGCAGAAGUUGAUCAGGCACUACUAGCCCAGAAAGAGGAAUUCCAAAUGAAAAUGGAAAGUUUACAGCAAAGAAGAGAGGAACUAGAAAGAAAAGAAUGUGAUUUAAAGGAGCAGUUACUAAAGUUUGAUCAUUUCCUCAAGGAAAAUGAUUCAAAGAAAGCAAGAGCUUUGAAAAAAGCUGAUGAGGAAAGAGAUUCAAAGAAACAGAAAGAUAAAGAAAUUGAGAAAUUGAAAGUAGAAAAAGGAAAACUGGAAAAAGACAAAUCAAAGUUACAAGAAAAAUUAGAUAGAUUUAAAAUUUAUCACACCUACAUGGAAAAGGUGUUAGAAGCUGGAGAAGAAUUUGGUGAAAUGAGAGAUAUUAUAGCUAGAUAUGACACAUUGACAGCAACACAUGAAGAUUUACUAGAACAGGACCAAAAAAAUCAGGAAGUCAUAGAAAUAGAAAGACAAAAUCUGAUGAAAUACAUCGAGGAAAAAGACAAUGAAAUUUUAUCCUGUAAUAACCAGUUAUCAGGAUUACAGACUCAACUUGACACAGCUCAGAGUGAGGCUGUAAAAUGGGAAUCUGCAUGGACACAUAUUAAAAAUACUGCUGCUACAAAAACACUAACACUUGGUAGAAUUAAAAUGGCUGCCAGAAAUUUGUAUCAGUUAGUUAAACGACACCAAAAACAGUCAGCGGAAGAAGAAGAAACACAUGAACAAUUAGCACAGAUUCAGAUGUUUUUGUUUGAUUUGAAAGACAUUGUACAGGAACUGAAAAGAUCUGAUACUUUUGUAUCUUCUGCCUAUGUACCAUCAUCAUCAUAGACUAUCUUCCCCGCUGCUGCCACCAGAACUUACCUCCCCUUCUACAAAAUCUGUCGUGUGCUUCAUUACUAUUCUUCUGCAUAUUUGGAAUUGAUUCAUUUUAGAAUAUAAUAUGUAAAAUUACGUUUUCAGAUCCGUGUAGUCAUUCAGGAUUUGCUGUCGAUAACCAGUGAGAUUAGACGAGCAGAGUUGUCUCAGGCAUCAAUAGUGCCACCGUCAUCAAGUUAGCCUUGUAUAUAAAAUAUGGAAAGAAUUACAAGUUAUACUGCCUCUGCAAAUUAUGUGCUGGUGUGAAAAAAAUCCUUCUAUAAAGUGUGACAUUUCCAAGUACCCAAUUCCUUUCAUAUUAGAAUAACAUUUUUAAACUGCAUUUCCAAGAGAAAUGCCAAACUUUUGAAAACCAUUCCUUAAUGAUGACACUCUAUAUAAUAUAUAUGUUCAAUUUAAAAUGCAUUUCGAAGAGCAAUGUCAAACCUUUAAAAAAACCAUUCCUAUUGAAUUUAAUACAAUUGAAAGCAUUUUGUAUGAGUGGCUGAGCUGUGAGUGAGUUGUGUGAAUUGUAUGAAAGGUGUUGAAAAUGUGAUAUGUAUGGAGUCUUUAUUUGUUUAUAAUGUCCGUUAAAUGGACAAAAGUCAUUUCAGAUUGUAAAACCUUACUAGAAACUGAUACAGAUGUAUCCUGCAAAUAUUCUGUUACAAUUGUUAAUAUUUUUCUCCAUACUGUUGUAUAUUUGUGCCAAUUGUGAUAUGUAUUAUAUAUACUGUGUAACAGUUGUUUUUUAUUAUUACAAAAAUAUACACAAAAUAAAAAUGACAUAGAAUU
Molecule: messenger RNA, 1872 nt
Organism: Mytilus californianus (California mussel)
Lineage: Eukaryota; Metazoa; Mollusca; Bivalvia; Mytilida; Mytilidae
Product: coiled-coil domain-containing protein 42 homolog
Exons: 9
Coding region: 112-1050 (312 amino acids)
Source: RefSeq, a predicted model, not a curated record